CCCCCCCCCCUCCCGCCCCUCGUCCUCCGGUUCGGGGUUUAACGUGUCACGGCUCCAAACAUCGGCCGCCGUCAGCACCUGGAUUUUAUUUAUAACCGAAGCAGAAAAAAUUGGAUGGGACGCACACACCACGGGCAAGACAAUCCCGGAAAUAACAUGCGUACUCUCAGCCUGUCACGUACGCUCGCCGAGGAUUUGCAUCGCUGCAGGCUGCCGUAGAUCUCCAACAUGUUUAUAAGACGGAUGCAAACAAGAGCGCUUUAAGAGAGUUUUUUUUUGUUGUUUUUUUAUAGUUAACAAGAGCAAUGGGUGAACUAAAAGCCGGACGGGGACAUGAAAGUUGCAGCUUCGACCGGGCUCUUGUGCAUCAGAGGCAGCAGCGGCGGCUCAGCUAGAAAAUGAGGCGAGGACGUGGAGUACGUGCGCACCCAGCAGAUGACGAGAUGAAAUGGAGAGUUUGGGACAGGCGGACCUUUUAAACCCAAGCUCUUCCCGCGGAUCCGUCGCUGUUUCACCCCAGCAGGAGAGAAGGACGAAGCAGCUCGCCUGUUUGCCGGCAGAGAUCCACCACAGCCAGCACCGGGCGGACAUGGGGCUCAACGGGUUGUGCGCUUCGCCGGUGGUGAGUCCGACGGCCGCGGAGUUACUCGCCGAUCUCGCCUCUCAGACCGACUCCCCCGGAAUCACGACCCCGACCAAGCUGUCCAAAACCGGCGUGCCGCUCUACAACGGCGGGGAGGUGUCUCCUUCCGCCACCGUGGAGGGGAACCACUCGGGCGUUUUGGCGCACACGCCCAAUGGUUACCCCGCACAAGUGAAAGGGGUGGCGGGGCAAACAGGUAGCCCCGGGUACCCCCUCACCAGCAGGGCAUGCUUGGUGGAGAAUGGAGACAGGACUGCUCAUGAGAAGUGCCCUUUAGUGGUGAGGAGGAUCAAUGGGGACUUGAAAGCUAGACAGGCUCAGCAGCAGCAGAAGAGGAGGGGAGGGGAGAACUGGGACUUUGGGGCAGAAGCCCUUAAUGGUCCUUUAACAGGGUCAUCGGGUGGAGGAAGCUCUGCUGACCCGCUGUUUGCUUCAGGGGAGAUUGACUUUAAACGGAGGAGGCUGGUGGAUGGAAGUGUUGCAAACAAAUCUUCAGAGAACUCCAGGGUGACCCGAGCGGUCGCCCCUCUCACGGUCAGUUCCCACAGCAGCCAACCCCUCGCUCCUCUGGCCCCACUGGCCCCUCACACUAACCAGCACAAUGGACACAAGGUGGCAGCUUCAGGCUUGCCGGCUGCACCCAGCCAGACCUCCAUCCUCGCCCCGCCGCCUCCUGCGGGGAGCGGCUGGUCGGCGGAACGCAUAGCCCAGCAGUACAUUGUCCCCUGCAUGAAGUACUACGGCAUCUGCGUGAAGGACAACUUCCUGGGCGCCCAGUUGGGCGACAGGGUGUUGGAGGAGGUGGAGGUUCUGAAUCGCAGUGGGAAGUUUCGGGGUGGGCAGCUGGUGAGCCAGAAGAGCAUUCCCUCCCGGAGCAUCCGGGGCGACCAGAUCGCCUGGGUGGAGGGGAAGGAGCCCGGGUGCGAGAACAUCGCGGCGCUGAUGGCUCACAUCGAUGAGGCCGUCAUGUACAGCGCUGCCAACGGACAGCUGGGGAACUGUGCCAUCAAUGGACGCACUAAGGCGAUGGUUGCUUGUUACCCAGGUAACGGCGCAGGCUACGUCCGCCAUGUUGACAAUCCCAACGGCGACGGACGCUGCAUCACAUGUAUCUACUAUCUUAACAAGAACUGGGACAUCGAGACACAAGGAGGGUUGCUGCAGAUCUACCCGGAAGGCAAAAAUGUGGUAGCCAACAUCGAACCUCUGUUUGACCGGCUGCUCAUCUUCUGGUCUGACCGCAGGAACCCACAUGAAGUGAAACCAGCCUACGCCACUCGCUAUGCCAUCACAGUCUGGUACUUUGAUGCCAAAGAGAGAGCAGAGGCUAAAGAGAAAUACAGAUUGGCAACGGGACAGAAAGGUGUUCAAGUGCCUGUCACUCAAAACAGCAGGACUUAAAUCUCAUCUAAUGGCUGGAGAGCACUCUCGAAGUAUUAUGUGCCUUCCUGAACUGCUAACGGACGUUGCGAUCACAAAGGGAGACACUGUUAAACUGUCAGCCGUCGCUGCAGCUCCACGCCGCUCUCCUGAGUGUCAGCUGUCAGAUUCACAUCGCAGGCCGUGAUGUAAUAUUUUCCUGUCGCCAGAUUGGGCUGCUGAUCAAGGACGUGGCAGAAAUACAGAGCACAGUGGACUGGCAAAGGUGAGAUGAGAAUUGCGAGUGGUGACAAAGGAAGAAAACAGCUUCGGCGUCUCACGGAAUCACCCAUGAAGAUAACUGAAAAGAAAACAGACUUCUAAAUGUGAUUUUCUUGCAGUUUUUUCCUGCUCGGUUAUCAGUGAUGUUGUUAUGUGUUGAGAAAUUUGUCUGGGCUCUGGUGUAACUUUUAAUUCAAACACGAGGAGCGUGAGUGAUGAAAAAGUGGGCAGACGUUGUGGAAAAAGGGGCACACGCAGUAGAAAUCAGUGCCCCUGAAAUUCCUCAAUUCCCUCUUGUCUGCGACGUGGCCCCCUUGUCUCAUGAUGUGGGCAGGUGUGUACGUGUGGUCAGUGUAAAGACAUGACAUAAAAAAAGGCAUCAUGUGAUUGUUGGCCGCGGUACAGCGGAAAGUUUCCCCGCAGCACACGUUCAAUCAGUCUCGGCUGAAGCGCUAAACGUAACAGCGAUCUGCUCACGAGUUAUAAUCGGUGCAUGAGGACAACUCAACACUGUAGUUUCACUCUGUAUAGCACAUAAAUCAAGGAUUUCAGGACUUUAUUUGGCUUAAAAAAAAAAAAAAAAUCCAGCAUGAUUGGUUCGUUAUUUUUUUCUUUUAGUAGUUGCAACGUGUGUGACAGAUUUUCAGAGCUGAUCCUAGAGUCACACAGAGCUUUUCUAUUGAUGUGCAGUGCUCUCUGUACGGCUGAAAUACACGGCUCACACUUGAGACAAGAGAUAAGCAGGGGUCACAAACAGUGUUAGAAGAAACAGUGUGGUUUGUGUGUUGGUGUGUGUGUGUGUUUAUUUGUGUGUGUGCUCAUAUGCCUGUGUGCAGAUCCAGCUUGACUCUUAUCUGUUCUUAACAGUGUGGAUGCCGUUGAACAAACUUGCCCAAAAGAGACUCACACAUACGAAAAGGAGAUAACAGCUAAUUUAAAGAAAGAAAAAGAAAAACGCAAGAAAAAUGACAAAAUUAUACUAAACGAUAACCUCAGUCAGACUGUACACUUAAAACCAUCUAAAGGAUAAAGCACAGAGUUAAGCAUUGGCUGUGACGUGAACUUCUGCGUGAAACUGUCGCCUGCUCACGCGUGGGAUCGAGUGUUUGUGCGCAAACGUGUACUUGCACAUGUAUGUGACGAAUUCCACUGUCUUGAAGAGGAUCGCGGGUAUUGUCUCAGUGUAUGUUAGGUUGGUUAAGAAGAAGGUUAUUUUAAAAAGCACUUUAUUUUUUUUAAAUGCCAUGCGUGAAUGAUAGAGAGAGAAGAAAAAAAAAACAACAACCUAUAACUAAAAAUGUAGAUUAAUGCCUUUUUAUGCUGUGGAUAAUAUGAUCAUUCAAAUGCAAUAGAAACUAAAACAAUGAGAACAAAUGGAAAUUGUUUGCCUAUUUUUUUUUUUUUUUUUUUAAGUAUUUAAUUAAAAAAAUGUCUGUUUUUGUACACAACAAAAUUGUAAUUGAUUUACUGGAAAGAAUCUUAACUGAGUUGCAGUUUAGUUUUUUUUGUGUGAGAUGAGACCAAGAGAGCAGAACCAGACACAUUUUUAAAGAAAGUUCCAACCAGUUUUAGUCUCCCUCUAUGUGGGGGGUGAAAAUACAACACAGUAAACAAAUUUUAAUGUGUGACACGCAGAAUUUUGUCUGCUUAUUUGGAUAUGAUUGAAAUUUGCAAUAAAAUGAAAGAGUUUGCAAUUAGAAAACAAAUCGGUGAACUAUGUCAGUUUCAAUCAUUUUCUUGUCUGUAACUAAAGCUGACAAAGAAAUUAAGUUUUUGAUUGUAGUUUUUAAAAUUAUAAAGGUUUUUUUAAAUGAAUAAAUCCUGUAUGUUGAAUUUGGUAUACCAGGAAAGUCAACCUGAGCACAUGGAGUGCAGUGAAUAAGAGUGAUCAUAUUUAUUGAUAACUUAUUAAUAAACCUACAGGAAGUGUUCUGGGAAACCGUCCAGGACAUUAAGUGGGAGAAAUGCUAAACAUCAUGAUAACCAAACACUGGUAUACAAGAUGCUCUCUUUAUGGCUUGAAAUGACAAACAUGAAUAAAGAUGAUGUGUUCUUCAA
This is a messenger RNA of Stegastes partitus (bicolor damselfish), 4342 nucleotides long. It is a transcript of the gene egln2, whose product is annotated as egl-9 family hypoxia-inducible factor 2. Lineage: Eukaryota; Metazoa; Chordata; Actinopteri; Pomacentridae. The transcript is spliced from 6 exons. The record is from RefSeq and is a predicted model, not a curated record. The coding region runs from base 449 to 2044 and encodes 531 amino acids. Gene Ontology annotation, cellular component: nucleus; cytoplasm. Gene Ontology annotation, biological process: peptidyl-proline hydroxylation to 4-hydroxy-L-proline; cellular response to hypoxia. Gene Ontology annotation, molecular function: L-ascorbic acid binding; peptidyl-proline 4-dioxygenase activity; ferrous iron binding.